UUCGCCGUUUACCAAAAUCCAAAAUUUUUUUAGUCGUUGUCCUCGUUCAUCUAAGCAUCUGCUUGUUCUCUUUAUAAAAGUACGGGUGUAUACAGAUUCAGGCUUAAGAUGUCCCGGAAAGGAUAUGUGACUCUGGAAAGAGGUCCAAAAAAAGAGGGUGAAUGUAGGGUAGAAGGCUGUCCCCAAUAUGGUCGCUUGCUGAAGAACUUGGACCAGCAUUUGAAGAGGACACAUCUCCAACUCUCCCGCAAUGCCCAUGACGCCCUCUCAGAAUGUGUCAUUGCUAAGAUGAAGCUUAGUAAAACUAUGAAAAAUCGACAGAUAGAGGUGUGCCUUGUUGAUGGGUGCAAGGUGAAAGGCGUCAUGACAAGAACAUUGACAAGGCAUUUGAGAACUAAGCACCACAUCAGCAGGAAGGAAUACCUGGAUUUUAUUGAUUUCAAGGACAAUAGGAUGCAGAAAAUGCUUAAAGAUAUUAAAGACUCGCAGUAUCAACCAAGUACAGACGUUGAAUGUGAAGAGUCGGACUCAUGGGAAAUUAUGUCUGGAGUAUCUGGUAUCUAUCCAGCAACUAAUGAAACAGAGGAGCAAGAUGAAGGCAACUUGUCACAUACAAGAGAAUGGGUGGCAAAGAGGAGAGAGGAUUACGUCACGGACACAGAGAUGCCGAAGGACAUGUGUCCUUUCGUAAGAUUGACGCCUGCAUCAACUCCGAAGAUUCUGCGAGUGCGGUUGGAUGCAGAGGAAAUCUUUUUUUUAACGAAGGAGAAGUGCUAUAUCAGAGAGAAGUGUCAAGUGGUCAAGGAAUUCAAGAUAGAAUACCGGUUGUCAGUGGUAACCGAGGAUAUUGAAGUGUUUUUUGAUUGCUUUAAAGCGUCAACAAUGAUUUGGAUUUCCAAAAAGGGAAUGGACAAAAGUCUGCGUUUUCAUUGCAAGGCCUGUCUCUCUUGGCAUCAGGUGAAGGUGUUGAGUGAAACAAAUCUUAUCAAAUACAAUUAUGUCUCUUAAUUCAGAAUAGUGCAACACAAAAAAGGAUGACACGACCAGCCAAAGGCUCUACAUUGGUUUUGUUCACUUCCAUUCCUAACUUUCUAAACCUUUUUUCCUUCCUGCCUCAGCUUUGUAGAGCAUGUUUAUUACAACAUGUGUCAAAAACAAUAUCUGUUUUUGCAUGUGUAGAUUUGUUUCAAUCAACACCUUCAUCUGAUGCAAUGAAAACGCGGACUUUUGUCCACACAUCAAUAUCCUCGGUUACAACCGGUAUUCUAUCUUGAAUUCCUGGACAACUUGACACUUCUCCCUUUUGUCCAUUCACUUUUUGGCUCACCGUCACCGUUUUGUCAUUAUUUGUUGUACUGUCUUUAAAUUUGGUAUAUAGACACCUCUUAGGCAGCUCUACAUGUUGACAAAAAAUCAGGUCGAUGUGGCGUACUUUUCAAGGUAGAGGUCAAGCUCUGAAAUUUCACCGAAAAGAUGCGCGUUUUGUCAUUAUUUGUCCUAUAGUCUUUAAAUGCGAUAUGUAGACACCUAUUAGGUAUCUUCACAUGUUCAUCAUAAAUUAGGUCAGUGUGACCUACUUUUCAAGGUCAGAAUGGUCAAAUGAAAUAAAUUGCCUGUUCUUGUUGGGCUGUAAACAUGGUAAACUAAGUAUGUUCCUAUAUGUAUACGGUGAGCACAAUGGCCCUUGGUCGUUUCAUUUUAUGAAUUUGCCAGUAUGUCAUGAGUUAAGAGGGCAAAAUCAGAGAUAGUAGACAGUCAAUAUUUUUUACGAACACAAAAAUAUGACAACGCAGUCAUUUUGAAUUUUGGGUUUCUCACUCAUAAAUUUCACUCAUUUUUAUGGCUGAUUAUCAGCUUGGGUUCAAUUAUCAAGGUUUCACCUUUUGGUAUUGGGAUCAAUCUGGGGUUGUCACUUUAUACAGUCAUGUUAGUUAAGAGAAAACAAGAAUUUCAAGGCAGUUUCUUCUAGCCAAAUUCGAUGUGAGUGAAAAAUGUUUUGACAGCCAGGAAAUUUCAAUCUAACCCUUGAAGGGAAUCAGUGGAGUAAUGGUUAGAGCGCCGGCCUCAUAACCGAAAGGUCGUGGGUUCGACUCCGGGUAGAACCGCAAUACUGAUUCAGUGUCCCUGGGCAAGACACUUAACCCUGCAUUUGCUUCUCUCCACCCAGGUGUAUAAAUGGGUAGUCCAUUAGAACCAAAACUUAUACAAAACUUAUUCAGUUGUCCGACGUUGUACAACUUGAAAUUCGCAAAUCAUUGUACAUUAUAAAAGAGUUAUCAGCAUUAGGUCUUAGCCCUCUGAUGGACAAGAGAUCAGAUUUCAUCAAUAAGCAAUAUUAGUGUUAAACUUUUUAGUUAACAUUUGUUUGUGUAUUUUGGUUGCCAUAUUGGCAAAACUUUCAUGGUAAACUGCACCAUAUUUGGUAUGUAAAUAUACAUGUACAUGGAUAGUUUCGCCUUCUAGAGCAAUAAAUACUU
Molecule: messenger RNA, 2477 nt
Organism: Lineus longissimus
Lineage: Eukaryota; Metazoa; Nemertea; Pilidiophora; Heteronemertea; Lineidae
Exons: 6
Coding region: 109-1008 (299 amino acids)
Source: RefSeq, a predicted model, not a curated record